UCUAGAGCUGAUAGUGCUUUGGCUAUUUUUCCAUAAAUACGGACACUCCGAUAGCGAGAAAUCAGUUUACUUUUUCCACUGCAGAAGGUCGAACGUUUCAGUCGGAAUGCCCAACAUGGAUCUCUACAAUUUCCCCAUGUCGCCGGCCAGUCGCGCCAUCCAGAUGGUGGCCAAGGCUUUGGGUCUGGAGCUGAACUCCAAGGUGAUCAACACGAUGGAGGGUGACCAACUAAAGCCGGAGUUCGUGAAGAUCAACCCACAGCACACCAUUCCCACGCUGGUGGACAACGGUUUCGCCAUCUGGGAGUCGCGUGCCAUCGCCGUCUACCUGGUGGAGAAGUACGGCAAACCCGAUUCCCCACUCUAUCCCAAGGAUCCCCAGAAGCGGGCUCUGAUCAACCAGAGGCUCUACUUCGACAUGGGCACCCUGUACAACGCCCUGUCCAAGUACUUCUUCCCAAUCUUCCGCACUGGCAAGUUCGGAGAUCAGGAAGCUCUGGACAAGGCUAACGCUGCCUUUGGAUUCCUCAACACCUUCCUGGAGGGUCAGGAGUUCGUGGCCGGCAGCCAACUGACCGUGGCUGAUAUCGUCCUCCUGGCCACCGUGUCCACCGUAGAAAUGUUUGCGUUUGACCUCAGCAAGUUCCCCAACGUGGAGAGGUGGCUUAAGAAUGCCCCGAAGGUAACUCCUGGAUGGGAGCAAAAUGUUGAGAGUCUGCAGCAGGGAAAGAAGUUCCUGGAGGGCAUUCAAGCAAAGGAAAAGGAAGCGAAGGUAGGACCUUUCAUCAUGGACUUUUACUACCAUCCUUGCUCGGCUCCUUGCCGCUCCGUUAUAAUGGCAGCCAAGGCGCUUGGAGUUGACCUGAAUAUGAAGCUAUUGAAGGUCAUGGACGGGGAGCAACUGAAGCCGGAGUUCGUGAAGCUCAAUCCACAGCACUGCAUUCCCACGCUGGUGGACGAUGGCUUCUCCAUCUGGGAGUCCCGUGCCAUUUUGACUUACUUGGUGGAGAAGUACGGCGCGGAUGACUCGCUGUAUCCCAGUGAUCCCCAGAAGAAGGCCGUGGUCAAUCAGAGGCUCUACUUCGACAUGGGCACCCUGUUCCAGAGUUUCGUCGAGGCCAUCUAUCCACAGAUAAGGAACAAACAGCCCGCCGAUCCGGAGGCCAUGCAGAAAGUGGACAGCGCCUUUGGCCACCUGGACACCUUCCUGGAGGACCAGGAGUAUGUGGCUGGCGACUGCCUCACCGUGGCGGACAUUGCGCUCUUGGCCUCCGUUUCCACCUUCGAGGUGGUGGACUUCGAUAUAGCCCAGUAUCCAAAUGUGGCCCGGUGGUACGAGAAUGCCAAGGAAGUGACUCCCGGUUGGGAAGAGAACUGGGAUGGUGUCCAGCUAAUCAAGAAACUGGUUCAGGAGAGGAAUGAGUGAUUUGAUUAGAAUGUCAGCAGUAAAUACUCAACAUACCACAUACCUCGGCAAAUUAUUGCCA
This is a messenger RNA of Drosophila mauritiana, 1487 nucleotides long. RefSeq names its product glutathione S-transferase D7. Lineage: Eukaryota; Metazoa; Arthropoda; Insecta; Diptera; Drosophilidae. Bases 107 to 1426 code for a protein of 439 amino acids. The record is from RefSeq and is a predicted model, not a curated record. Gene Ontology annotation, biological process: glutathione metabolic process. The transcript has 2 exons. Gene Ontology annotation, molecular function: glutathione transferase activity.